AAGUUUUUUAACAGUAAAAGUUGAAAAGUAUCGAUUCCUAUUUUGACUUAUUAAAGUAUUAUUUGUCUUAACGAUUAUAACGAGUGUAAGUAUUUACUUGUUCAUAAACGUCACUGGGAAUUGUCAGACACCCAUUUUACGUUCAUAAUAUAACUUGUUGAAUUGGUUGGUCCUUGUGUAAGAAUUCCUUUCAACUGUAAUUUCUGAAAGCCACGGCUGGUUUUCAUAUAGUUUGAGAUUUAUUGGACUGCAAAGCUUGCCUUGGAUUUGCUAGUUGAUUUCCAUUCUCUCGUUCGUUCUGCGCCUGUGUCAAAGGUUCGUUGAUUUACUUUGGAUGAACUUCAAUGCUUUAUUGCCCUCUUCGUUGUGACUCUAAUGAGUAUUCCUCUAUGGAAUCCAUCCAUCACUUGGAAACAGCUCAUGAUAUCCCUUUGGCUUCACUAAGUUCAAAGGCUUUUCUAUGCGCUCCAGAGAUUGUAUCUAAUCUGGAAGCGAAUAGAAUUGCUGCAAAUGAUCCAAAAAAGCUUCUUGCAAGCUCACAAGCAGACGCCUUGAAGCGUGUGUUAAAUGUUCAACAGAAGGAAAGAGUUGCUGGAAAAGAGAAACGAUUUAAAUGCCUUUUUUGUGGUAAUAGAUAUUUAUUUACCCGUGAAGAAUGGUUUGAGCAUAGUUUUAAUGCCCAUGAGCUCAACAUUGGACUAUCGGAUAAUGUUGUUUAUUUUGACUUGUUUCUAAGCAAAUUGAAGCAAGAAUUAGAAAGCUUAUGCUGUCUUUUCUGUUCUGCUUCUUUUCAAAACACUGAUGUUCUCUAUGACCACAUGCGCAAGAAGCGACAUCUUAGACUAAAUUCAAAGUCAUCCAAUUAUGACGAACAUUAUAUCAUAAACUAUGCAUCCAUUACUAAAUCUUUCGCUUCUUCGCAGGUCGAUUCAUUCGUUGCUGACGAAAACGAUACUGAUACAGCAUCUGAUAUAAAUGAUGAAGACGCGGAACCAAUCAUCGCCAAAUGCGUAUUUUGUGAGGAACGAUUAGAUCCAGAGGAAUGUUUUCGACAUUGUAGGAUAAUUCAUGAUUGGGACCUUUCUUCCAUUCAAAAUCUAUACCAUUUAGAUAUUUAUGGCACUAUUCGCGUUAUUAAUUAUGCUAGAGCUACCCAGUCAAAAAAACUACCUAAUAAAGACGAUCCUUUUUGGACCGAAUCGAAAUGGCUAAUUCCAGUUCUGGAAGAUGAUGCAUUAAUUAUUUCCCUUGACAACUCUGCCGAAGACACUGUAUGACCUUGUCCGGUUACUGAGAUAGGUCUCGGUGUAUGCUUUCUUUUAUUAUGGUAAUUUCCGAAACGUUCGUUCAGCAUCCCCGCUCGCCCUUUCUUUCCAUUUUUUCGAAGCUAAUUUAUCAAAUUUUUUUGUUGAUUACGGACGACCAUCUGAACGCUGCGCUUUCACAAAUUCAUUCGUACAUUUGGAUACCGCCUUGGACCCAAGUUUGCCAGAUCCUUAAUUUUGAGAGUAUUUAUUAUUCAAAGUUGAAUUGAGCCACUUUUCAAUGACUAGUUUGUCCCUCUAACUCUGUAAUAAGAUACAUUCUAGUUGGUUUCACCUGUUGAGAGAUUUAUAUUUGUUUGCUUUGAGAACUUUGUCUUUCCAAAAUUACAAUGCAUAGAAAGGGAUAUAGAAAAAUUUUGUUUAUUUAUUCUAUCUAUUGGACCAUGGUGUAUAUAUAUCUUAGUUGGAAUCAGUCUGGCUGAAAGCAUAUAUGUAGGAAGCAUUCUUUUAGAAGCAUUAGCAUGAACAGGUAAAUCUGAUUUAUGAGUUUAAGAAACCUAUGAUGGAACUUGAAAACUCUACAUACAAAGCAUUAUGAUUCAGCACUUUCACUUGAUCUUUGGGAUAAGCAUCCUGUAGUUGAUAGUCAGAUCAAUUAUAUUCUUAAACUAUGGAAAAUUACUUUUUUGAUUCUCGAGUAAAGAAAACGUAUAUUUUUGGAGACAGUGUUUUAAAUCAUCACUACGUCCAAUUUCUAACAAGUUCCACCUUGGUAAACCGACUGUGAAGUGAAUUUUUACUUGUUUACUGAUUUAUAGGAAUAAAAAGUAGUUUCUAUAAGUGUUUAA
Molecule: messenger RNA, 2113 nt
Organism: Schizosaccharomyces cryophilus OY26
Lineage: Eukaryota; Fungi; Ascomycota; Schizosaccharomycetes; Schizosaccharomycetales; Schizosaccharomycetaceae
Exons: 3
Coding region: 345-1277 (310 amino acids)
Source: RefSeq, a predicted model, not a curated record